Falco peregrinus (peregrine falcon) is the source of this 1165-nucleotide messenger RNA. It is a transcript of the gene CALB2, whose product is annotated as calbindin 2. The record is from RefSeq and is a predicted model, not a curated record. Gene Ontology annotation, molecular function: calcium ion binding. Bases 48 to 860 code for a protein of 270 amino acids. Lineage: Eukaryota; Metazoa; Chordata; Aves; Falconiformes; Falconidae. Gene Ontology annotation, cellular component: cytosol; nucleus; synapse. Gene Ontology annotation, biological process: regulation of presynaptic cytosolic calcium ion concentration; regulation of long-term synaptic potentiation. The transcript has 11 exons.
GGCGGCGGCGGCGGCGGCGGCGGCGGCGGCGGGAGCGGGAGAGGGAGAUGGCCGGCCCGCAGCAGGCCCCGCACCUCCACCUGGCUGAGCUCACCGCCUCCCAGUUCCUCGAUGUCUGGCGACACUUCGACACGGACGGGAAUGGCUACAUUGAAGGCAAAGAGCUGGAAAACUUCUUCCAGGAGCUGGAAAGCGCAAGGAAGGGGGCGGGUGUGGACUCAAAGAAUGACAACUUAGGUGACAAAAUGAAGGAAUUCAUGCACAAGUAUGACAAAAAUGCAGAUGGGAAAAUCGAGAUGGCAGAGCUAGCCCAGAUCCUGCCCACGGAGGAGAAUUUCCUGCUGUGUUUCCGCCAGCACGUAGGCUCCAGCUCGGAGUUCAUGGAGGCUUGGCGCAGGUACGACACGGACCGAAGCGGCUACAUCGAAGCCAACGAGCUCAAGGGCUUCUUGUCAGACCUGCUGAAGAAGGCAAACCGGCCCUACGAUGAGCCCAAGCUGCAGGAGUACACACAGACCAUCCUGCGGAUGUUCGACUUGAACGGUGACGGAAAGCUGGGCCUCUCGGAGAUGUCCCGACUUUUGCCUGUGCAAGAAAACUUCCUUCUGAAGUUUCAGGGGAUGAAGCUGUCCUCGGAGGAGUUCAAUGCCAUCUUCGCCUUCUAUGACAAGGACGGGAGCGGCUUCAUUGACGAAAACGAGCUGGAGGCGCUUUUGAAGGACCUGUAUGAAAAAAAUAAGAAAGAGAUGAACAUCCAGCAGCUCACCAACUACAGGAAGAGCAUCAUGAACCUCUCCGAUGGGGGCAAACUGUACCGCAAGGAGCUGGAGAUCGUGCUCUGCAACGAGCCCCCCAUGUAGGACCCCCCACGCCACCCCACACUCCUCCUCCCUGAAAACAAGCACAAGGGGGGAGCACCCACUACUGCCCCCCCGCCAGCGCUCCCCCAGCGCCCCUUGGAUCUGCUGUAGGUCAUUAAAAUCCCACUUCGGAGGGGGAAAAGCCCUUAUUUUAUUUUUUACCCCACCCACCUGGCUGAUUUAAGUUGGUGUUAGGUUGGGGGUUUUUUUGGGGGGGAGCAUUUUCAUUUGAUUGGUCUCUUUUUGAGUUGUUAUUGUUUACCAAAGAAUAGUUUACAAAUAAAUUCAAGUACUGCUAGACUGGA